AUGGCCCUCCACGGCUUCCCGUUUCGUUGUUCUCGCCAAUAUUUGCUCCUUUUUAUCCUUUUUUAUUCUUUUUUUCUUUUUCUUUUCUUUCUUUUUUUUUUUUUAUUCUUUUUCUUUUCUUUUCUUUUCUUUAUUCUUUUUUCUUUUCUUUCUUUUAUUCUUUUUUUUUUUUUCUUUCUUUAUUCCUUUUCUUUCUCUUUUCUUUCUUUCUUUAUUCCUUUUUUUUCCUUUUCUUUCUUUUCUUUCUUUAUUCCUUUUUUUUCUUUCUUUAUUCUUUUUCCUUUUCUUUCUCUUUUCUUUCUUUAUUCCUUUUCUUUUUUUUUUCUUUAUUCUUUUCUUUUUUUUCUUUCUUCCUUUCUUUUCUUUUAUUCUUUUCUUUAUUCUUUCUUUUCUUUUUUUUCUUUUCUUUCUUUAUUCCUUUUCUUUUCUUUUCUUUCUUUAUUCCUUUUCUUUCUCUUUUUCUUUUUUUUCUUUUUCUUUCUUUUUUCUUUUUCUUUUUUUUUCUUUUCUUUAUUCCUUUUCUUUCUCUUUUCUUUCUUUUAUUCCUUUUCUUUCUCUUUUUUCUUUCUUUUCCUUUUUUUCUUUUCUUUCCUUUUCUUUCUCUUUUCUUUCUUUAUUCCUUUUCUUUCUCUUUUCUUUCUUUAUUCCUUUUCUUUCUCUUUUCUUUCUUUAUUCCUUUUCUUUCUCUUUUCUUUCUUUAUUCCUUUUCUUUCUCUUUUCUUUCUUUAUUCCUUUUCUUUCUCUUUUCUUUCUUUAUUCCUUUUCUUUCUCUUUUCUUUCUUUUCUUUUUUCUUUCUUUUCUUUCCAUUUCUUUCUUUUCUUUCUUUUUUUUUCUUUAUUCCUUUUCUUUCUCUUUUUCUUUCUUUAUUUUCUUUCUUUUUCUUUCUUUUUUCUUUCUUUAUUCCUUUUCUUUCUUUUCUUUCUUUUCUUUUCUUUUCUUUCUUUUUUUUCUUUUCUUUUUUUUUUCUUUCUUUAUUCCUUUUCUUUCUCUUUUUUCUUUUAUUCUUUAUUCCUUUUUCUUUUUUCUUUCUUUCUUCUUUCUUUAUUCCUUUUCUUUCUCUUUUCUUUCUUUAUUCCUUUUCUUUCUCUUUUCUUUCUUUAUUCCUUUUCUUUCUCUUUUCUUUCUUUAUUCCUUUUCUUUCUCUUUUCUUUCUUUAUUCCUUUUCUUUCUCUUUUCUUUCUUUAUUCCUUUUCUUCUCUUUUCUUUCUUUUUAUUCUUUUUCUUUCUUUUUUCUUUCUUUUCUUUUUUUUCUUUUCUUUUCUUUUUCCUUUUCUUUUUUUUUCUUUUAUUCCUUUUCUUUCUCUUUUUUCUUUAUUCCUUUUUCUUUUCUUUUCUUUCUUUAUUCCUUUUCUUUUCUUUUCUUUUCUUUUCUUUUUCUUUCUUUUUUAUUCCUUUUCUUUUCUUUUUUUUUUUUUUUUUCUUUUCUUUUCUUUUCUUUCUUUUUUCUUUUCUUUCUUUUUUCUUUCUUUUUUCUUUUCUUUCCUUUUCUUUUCUUUUCUUUCUUUAUUCCUUUUCUUUCUCUUUCUUUCUUUAUUCCUUUUCUUUCUCUUUUCUUUCUUUAUUCCUUUUCUUUCUCUUUUUCUUUCUUUUAUCCUUUUCUUUCUCUUUUCUUUCUUUUUCCUUUUCUUUUCUUUUCUUUCUUUUUUUCUUUCUCUUUUCUUUCUUUAUUCCUUUUCUUUCUCUUUUCUUUCUUUUUUCCUUUUCUUUCUUUAUUCUUUUCUUUCUUUUUCUUCCUUUUUCUUUCUUUUUUCUUUUCUUUAUUCCUUUUCUUUCUUUUUUUCCUUUUCUUUCUCUUUUCUUUCUUUAUUCCUUUUCUUUCUCUUUUCUUUCUUUAUUCCUUUUCUUUCUCUUUUCUUUCUUUAUUCCUUUUCUUUCUCUUUUCUUUCUUUAUUCCUUUUCUUUCUCUUUUCUUUCUUUAUUCCUUUUCUUUCUCUUUUCUUUCUUUAUUCCUUUUCUUUCUCUUUUCUUUCUUUAUUCCUUUUCUUUCUCUUUUCUUUCUUUUUUUUUUCUUUUCUUUUCUUUUCUUUUUCUUUCUUUAUUCCUUUUCUUUCUCUUUUCUUUCUUUUAUUCCUUUUCUUUCUUUUUUUCCUUUUCUUUCUUUUUCUUUCUUUUUUCUUUUCUUUCUUUUUCUUUCUUUUUUUCUUUCUUUUUCUUUUCUUUAUUACUUUUCUUUCUCUUUUCUUUUCUUUUCUUUAUUCCUUUUCUUUCUCUUUUUCCUUUUCUUUAUUUCUUUUUUAUUCUUUUUUUUCUUUCUUUUAUUCCUUUUCUUUUCUCUUUCUUUCUUUUCUUUUCUUUCUUUAUUCCUUUUCUUUCUCUUUUCUUUCUUUAUUCCUUUUCUUUCUCUUUUCUUUCUUUUCUUGUCAACUUUUCCUCCAUUUUAUCGUAAUAAUAAUAAUAUCAAAGCGAGUUUGCUUUCCCGUUACUCUCUCUCUCUCUCUCUCUCUCUCUCUCUCUCUGAUUUUUUUUUCUUUCCCCACAAACCUGAUGAGGACAACAGUCCAAACAAUGUAAAUAUUCUUUCUUUCUAUCUAUCUAUCUAUCUAUCUAUCUAUCUAUCUCAGUCUCUUUUUUAA
Messenger RNA from Acanthosepion pharaonis, 2574 nucleotides. Lineage: Eukaryota; Metazoa; Mollusca; Cephalopoda; Sepiida; Sepiidae. The record is from the annotation of a GenBank genome assembly.